UCAGACAGUCAGCGCGUUGCACGUACGCACGCAUCGAGCAGCAGCAGCAGCAGCAGUAGCAGCAGCGCGGGCGCGUUCAGUGGUUGUUGGAAACAGUCAGACACACACACACACACCUACACUAACACACACACAUACAGACGGCGGGGGCCAGCAAACAAAAUUUUCAGUUCUUGCUGUUCCGCUUCUGGCCAAAAAAGAAAAAAAAAGCGAAAAAACGAAGAAAAGGAAACUUUUGCAGCUUAUUUGAUGUUGUGAAUUGAAUAUCGAAUAGAACGCUGGAUUAGUGAAUGUAAUUAAAAGCAACUGCAGCUGUGCGAAAUAUGCAAAUUUAUUUAAUUAUCUGCCAAACAAAGUGAUAAAGACAAAGUGUUCAAGACAAAAUGUAAUAACUAUACUAUAUAAAUAUAUACAACAACAACAACUAAACACCAAAAAGAAAUUUAAUUAAAUGAAACAGCAAAAACUCAAUGUUGGGAGAACUUUUCUGAUGAACUCAAGUCAAAGAUGCGCACAAUUAGCUUAAACUGACAACAACAGCAACAACAACAAAUAGAUGAGAAGCAGCUAGAGCAAAUAACACCAAACAACAACAGCAACAAAAUACAGCCAGAAUUUACAAAGCAAAAGGAUAAUCACAAUCACAACACAGCGAAAAAAAACAAAAACCCAAAAAAUAUAAAAACGAUUUAGUCAAAUAUUUUAAACUUAAAAACGUAGCACAUCAAAAGCCUUACGAAAUAUUUCAAACAAACAAAAAAAAAACAAAGUAAAAUAUUUAAAAAUAAUUUUGUGCUGUGCUCUGAUUAUAUAUUUAUAUAAUUAAAAGUAGAAGAAAAGGCAUUAGCAGAAGAUCGCGACAACGUAUUCAUAAAUAUUUAAAUAGCAACUAAAAAUUAACAAAGUAAAUCUAAAAAUUAAAACUAAAUAAUUGUAAUCAUUAUUCUUCCACUUAAAAGUUCGAAAUGUGUAAUUUUUAAAUUUCAAAAAAAAGAAAAACUUAAAACUUAGUCAACAAAUUUAGAAGCAACAAACAAUAUACAAUAUAUAUUGCAGACAUAUAUAUACAGAUAUAUAUAUAAUAUAUAGAAAAUAUAUUCAAAACUUUUUAGUAGCAUUAAAGCGAGCAUUAAAACGAACAGUUUAAAGAUAUUAACAAAAUUUUAUUAAAAUUUAGCAAAAAAGCGUUGUGAAUUUAAUACCAAACAAAAACAAAAAAAUACUAAAAUACUACAAGUUAAAUUGAAACCUAAACGAAAUGAACUAAAUGAAAUUGUCUAUUAGUAGUUUUUAAAGGUAAAACACAUUUUAAACGAAAGUUUUAAACGAGCUUCUAACACAUGCGACUUGGCAAAACAAAUAGCAAACAUUAUCCUUAACCUUAACCGCAGCCCCCCAACAACAAGAGUAACAACAAAAGCAGCAGCAACAACAAGAACAACAACUACAAUCGAAUUGCAGGUCUUGGCUUAGCGCCAGCCUAAAAGCAGGCAACACAAAUUUAUACAAAUUUGGCGAGCUCAAGGUGCUGCAGCGACGGCGACGCUGACUCGACGACGACCUUCGCGUGUGCAGUUUGCCUAUUGCACAAUAGAGGGCGCCACACCACGCCAAAACUCUGAAACACACUCACACACGUAGAAACACACCAACACACACAGGCAGACCGAGCACAUUUACUGACACACAUUCGAGUGCAGGGCGUCAUGACCGGAAGUGAGGUACAAUUGAGCCUGUCGGCCUUUGCAUAACCUUAAGCCAGAGCGCUUUCACUUGCAGUGGCCAGAAAAAUGCCGGAAAUGAGCCACCUGCAGGAUAUUUCGAAAGUGGAGAACCUCACCAAAGCCGUACUCAUCUCCAUACUGGGCGUGGCGAUCGUGUUGUCCAAUCUGCUGAUCAUCGCCACCUAUGCCAACUUUAAAGGUCCCACGGAGGUUAUUAACUAUUAUCUGCUAUCGCUAGCAAUCGCCGACUUGCUAUGCGGUCUACUCGUGGUGCCCUUCUCCGUUUACCCCGCCCUGAGGGGCGAAUGGGUGUACGGCGAUAUCGUGUGCCGUUUCACCGGCUAUCUGGAGGUCACACUGUGGGCUGUGUCCGUUUACACCUUCAUGUGGAUAUCGGUGGAUCGUUAUUUGGCCGUACGCAAACCGUUGCGCUAUGAAACGGUGCAAACGAAAACGCGCUGCCAAUGCUGGAUGGUCUUCACAUGGAUAUCGGCAGCAUUACUUUGCUGUCCACCAAUUCUGGGCUAUUCACAGCCCAUCGAGAACAAUGUGACGCACAUUUGCAUGCUGGAUUGGGGCAAUAUGGCGGCAUAUAGUGCCACAUUGGCGAUAUUAGUAUUAGGUCCCAGCCUCAUAUCGAUAGUACACAACUACGGCUACAUAUUUGUGAUGAUGCGCAAAAUUAGGUCCGGCGAGCCCAUACAUGAUAAAGAAUAUGCAACUGCAUUGGCUGAAAAUUUAUCGAACCCUAGUCAUAUGAUGUCAUUCGCAUUAGUCUUUGCAUUCUGGAUGUCCUGGCUGCCAUGGAUAUUGUUGCGUCUCUAUGAGGUGGUCACGGGCGAGGUUAUCCAAAGUACUCUUAUCAAUUUCGCAGUCGUUUGGAUUGGUAUAUUGAAUUCAUUUUGGAAAAUUGUGAUUAUGACCGGCAUGUCGCCGCAAUUUCGCAUUGCGUUGAGAGUAUUUUGCUUAACAAUUUGCUGUAAGACUAAGGGCAGAUUGCAAGCGGAGCUAAUCGGGUUGGACCCAGAUGACUAGAGCCGUUAAAUUUUCAAGUAUAAAUUGGUUGUAAAUCGCAUCUUGUGUCAUUUGAAAAUCAAAAACCAAAAAGUGAAGAAAAAAAGAAAUCAUAAUACAAUAUGCCCAAUAACUGAACCGUACUUGUCCCCUUGGCCACAUAGUUGCAUAUUUAUGGACCGCUCUGGGCGAUGCGCACCAAACAAAAUACUCUCCAUCUCCACAACAACAACAACACCAACUAAUACCAAACCAUUCAACAUCUCCACCACCAACAACAAUAUUAAACAACAGCAACUACUAAAAACAACAUCUGCAACCAACAAAACAAAACAAAAACAAACACUGACAAGUUGAAAGACAUAUUCAUUAUAAUAGUUAAUAAGCUAAAAACAUUUGGUAAGAGUUUUUAUUAUUAAUUAAUUAACUAAUUAAUAAUAUUAUUGUGUAUUUAUGAGCUUACAACGUACAGUAUAUGUUCGUAUAUAGCGUGUAUGUAUACAUAUCUAGCUAUAUACUCAUAUUACUUAUGUCUAACACACGCCUAGUCCACAUACCAGAGAUAUCAUGGAAUUUAAUUUCCGCCAGCUACAUUUCCGUUUUCGUUGGCAUUUAAAUUUGAAAAACUUGCGUUCAUCGUUAUCGUUAUCGCUAUUGUUUCGGUUAACAGCGCUCUGUUAACCAGCUGUUGUUAACAUCUCUCUUGCUAAGGCGACGCUAGCUUCACAAGCAAACAACAAAUUUAACACAUAUGCAAAGGUUUAGCGCUUGGCGCGUGUAAAGUUUUUUCAAAAAGUCCAUAUUAAGUACGAGUAGCAUACUAUAAUAUAUUUAUAGAAUUUAGCAAAUUAACUAUUGUGUAGAGAUUUAUCAAAUAAAUUGCCAAAACAAAACAUAAAAGAAAAACUAAAUGAAUAAAGACCCAAGAACGUAGAUAGAUGAUUCGAUAAGCAGUUCAGUCGAGUUCAACAUUUUCAAAUCUUUGCACGCUUCAAGAAAUCAAGAUCAACAACAACAACAACAACAACGUAAACAACGGCUAUUCCUUCUCUCCGUUUAUUAGUUACAUUUAUUAUCCUGUACGAGAGUGUAGCUCAAAACGAAAAUAAAAAGCAAAUGCAAACAAAUACUUGACACAUUUCCAGUAGGUUUUAGCGCAAAACAAAAACUAAGCUAAAUAUAAAUAUAUACUUAAAUAAGUACGACUACAGUAUGUAUGUACAAGUAGCAAAGAGUAAA
Molecule: messenger RNA, 3977 nt
Organism: Drosophila sulfurigaster albostrigata
Lineage: Eukaryota; Metazoa; Arthropoda; Insecta; Diptera; Drosophilidae
Gene: DopEcR
Product: G-protein coupled receptor 52
Exons: 5
Coding region: 1791-2759 (322 amino acids)
Biological process (GO): G protein-coupled receptor signaling pathway
Cellular component (GO): membrane
Molecular function (GO): G protein-coupled receptor activity; peptide binding
Source: RefSeq, a predicted model, not a curated record